Molecule: messenger RNA, 3621 nt
Organism: Drosophila simulans
Lineage: Eukaryota; Metazoa; Arthropoda; Insecta; Diptera; Drosophilidae
Gene: oys
Product: lysophospholipid acyltransferase 1
Exons: 7
Coding region: 300-2465 (721 amino acids)
Biological process (GO): lipid modification
Cellular component (GO): membrane
Molecular function (GO): acyltransferase activity
Source: RefSeq, a predicted model, not a curated record
CCCACCGAACACGCCGAGCGCCCAUCUCUAUUGCGUUUCGAAUAUUUCAUUUAUACGCACGGGUACGGUAGACUCGAUCCGAACAGGCAAACGUUCAAAAUUAUUGCACAAAAUUAUAAGUAAACGCCCCGCGCGCAUCCCACCGCCCAUAUUGGGUACCUCGUUGUUUCGGUGGUUCCCUGAAAUACCGGAAAAGUGUUUGUUAAUCGUGAAGUUUUCCCAAUGAAGCACUGAAUCAGAACGACCGACAGCAACAACAACGCAACAGAAAAGAGUGGAUAAAGAAAACAGACAGCAAAAUGCUAGAACCGCCGAAAUUCAUCGAGAAUGAUUGCUAUAACGGCAGCCGGACCUUCACUUGGCUGGCGGAUAUGGUGGGCCUCUCCGUGGACUUGGUAAACUUUUUGAUUUGCCAAAUAUCUGCUCUCUUCCUGGCCUCGCUAUUCCGGUCGACGCUGCAUCCUUCGAAGGUUUCCAGCAAAUUGCGCCACACAUUCGCCCUAUCGAUUGGCCUGGCCUUCGGCUACUUUUGCUUUGGUCAGCAGGCAAUCCACAUUGCCGGAUUGCCGGCAAUAUGUUACAUCGUCAUCCGCACGCAAGAUCCACGCAUUGUCCAAAGAGCCGUCCUGCUGGUAGCCAUGUGUUAUCUGCUGUGCGUACACUUGAUGCGCCAGCUUUACGACUACGGAUCCUAUGCCCUGGACAUAACCGGGCCCCUGAUGAUCAUCACUCAGAAGGUAACCAGCCUGGCGUUCAGCAUUCACGAUGGCUUUGUGCGGGGCGAUGAGGAACUCACCAAGGCGCAGCAGUACCAUGCCAUCCGCAAAAUGCCCUCUGCUUUGGAGUACUUCUCCUACGUGUGGCACUUCCAAAGCAUCCUAGCCGGUCCUCUCGUUUUCUACAAGGAUUACAUCGAAUUCGUUGAAGGCUACAAUUUGCUGAGCACUCCACCAGGCAAUGGAAAUCUCGACAACAGUAAGAGAGAAGUAGUGCUGGAACCUUCGCCUACUAAAGCGGUAAUACGUAAAGUAGUUGGUAGUCUUGUGUGCGCUUUCAUCUUCAUGAAGUUCGUGAAAAUAUAUCCCGUGAAAGACAUGAAGGAGGAUGACUUUAUGAACAAUACCAGCAUGAUCUACAAGUACUGGUACGCCAUGAUGGCUACCACCUGCAUACGCUUUAAGUAUUAUCACGCCUGGCUCCUAGCGGAUGCCAUAUGCAACAACUCAGGUCUAGGUUUCACCGGCUACGAUAAGGAUGGCAAUUCCAAGUGGGACCUGAUAUCUAACAUCAAUGUGCUGUCGUUCGAGUUUUCAACGAACAUGCGCGAUGCCAUCAACAACUGGAACUGCGGCACCAACCGCUGGCUGCGAACGCUUGUCUAUGAACGGGUGCCCAAGCAGUACGGCACGCUCCUUACCUUCGCCCUCAGCGCCGUCUGGCACGGCUUCUAUCCGGGCUACUACCUGACCUUCGCCACCGGCGCUGUCGUUGUGACGGCUGCGCGCACCGGCCGGCGACUCUUCCGUCAUCGCUUCCAGAGCACGCAGGUCACGCGAAUGUUCUACGACAUCCUCACCUGCCUCAUCACACGAGUCGUACUGGGCUACGCCACAUUCCCAUUCGUUCUGCUUGAAUUUAUGGGCAGCAUCAAAUUGUACCUGAGAUUUUAUUUGUGCCUUCACAUCAUUUCACUAGUGACCAUAUUUAUUUUACCCAAGUUUAUACGCGGCGAACGCCGGCUUCGGACGUCGAAUGGCAACGGAAACGUGCGCUUGUCGGGCAGCGGCAAUACCAAGGAUGCUGUGACCACUAGUUUGGAGUCUACAGCAGCCUUAACCGCUGGCAAUGAUCUCAACGAGGAUAAAGAGGAGGAUAAACACGCUCAAUGUAAAGUCCACACGCCCACACACCAGCAGCCAGCUGCUGGCCCACACAAAACAAGCGUAGAACAACCAACCGAGCAACCAAACAAUGUAAAUCUUCGAUCACGCCCACAGCAGCAGCAGCCACAUCUCGAAAAGAAGGCAAUGCCCACAUGCGCCCGGGACGCCGUUAGUGUUCCCCAUGACCAAUGCGAGAUGGAUCAGUUGUCCAGCAAGCUUAAGGAAAAGAUCGAGGCGGAGACCAAAAACAUAGAGGAGUUUAUUGAUAAGACUGUUACCGAAACCGUGAGCGGCAUUGUAGAGUUCAAGAACGACCUGAUGCGGGACAUCGAGUUCCCCAAGCUAAAGCUACCCGGCAGCAACGGCGCAAUUUCUUCGGACUCUUCAAAUGGCGGUGGGCUGCGAAAGCGCAACAUAUCCUCUGUCCAUGACAAUGGCACAGAUCCUGGCCAUGCUACCGCUGACCUCCAUCCUCCUCUCGAGGAGAACGGCGCCGCCUUUCUAAAGAAGGAGAUCGAGGUAAUCAACGCGGUGGUGCAACAAGCAGUGCCGGCAGUGCUUAGCAACGGUCAUGCAAAAUAGUAGCAUUGGCCAGCAAGUGUGAGGAGAUCGAACAAAACAACGAGGACGAGGGUGGAACGGCAGGGAUUGGAAGCAGUCAGGGGCCAAAAUGGGUGCUCCAUAUCUGAUUAAUUGAUUAAUAUAUAUACUGCGAGAUUUAUCCAAUGCGCACACGAUAUUCGCACACACAAACAAUUGCAACAACUUUUUGGUUUCUUAUUUAAUAAAUUGUUUUCGUUGACAAUCCUGAAGUAAAGAAAUUGUUUACCCUAAUGCAAGUGUUUAGGACGGCUGAUUAUUUAAGAAAAAACUAAAGUACACUAACAUAAUCGGUAUGUUCAUCAGCAGCUAAUACCCUUGUUUAAAUGUGCACAAAGUCUCUAAUUGUUGUUGAAAGUCUAUAUACAUUUGUAGUUGUUUGUUUGUUAAUAUCCCACGGCCUGAGACGAACAGUGCGUUUAAACCAAACCCGAAACAUAUCCGCUAGAUUAAUAAAAACCCUGAAAAAGUUGAGAUAAUCGACAGAUAUGUAUGCAUGUCGAGUACCAGACAAGGGAAGGCUUUUUGAUGAGUUUAUAAAAAAAAAACCCCCGAACAAGAAAACUAAAAACGCACUGUUUGAGUCACGACUUUUAUCGAAAACUAAUCCAUAUAUAUGUGUGUAAGCCUGCAUAUGUUAAAAUGUUUACCAUAUAGUCUAUGUGCGAACAACUAAAUCAAUUUUCCAGUAUGAUUACUAUUGUAGUUCAAAUCCCGCCCGAAGGAACAACAACGUGACAAGUAGAACCAAUGAUAUCACCUUCAAUCUAAAAACAAAAGCCUAAAACAAAAGUCAACCAAAUCCUAACUUUAGACUGAAGCUAUUGACAUUUACUAAGCAAACAAAAAGCAAAAGAAAAAAGUUAGUUAGUAAGCCGUCGAGUUGAUUUUGAUAUUAAAUUUAAACCAAUUUUUGUACAAGUGCGUAAGAGUGUCUGGACGGGAGUACCGGCGUGCUCCUCAUUUAUAUAUCGUUUCCAAACCGGCUUAUUAGCUGGCUCUUUUUUAAAUGUUCGUGUCCUCCACUUGUGGCUUCCUACUCCGUAGCUCUUAAGCAUGCUCUUUAUAUAACCUUUUUGUUUUACCCAUUAAUUUGUUAAAUCCAAUAAACGAUUUUUCCAGAAAUCCUUACACGUAA